GUUUCUCAUGUUUAGUCGAAAUUACAUUUGCUAUGGCUCCCAUUUUUGAGCAGGACAACAAGCAAACCACAUCUUUCUCGCCUAGAAGCAAUGAGGGUGAUAUGGCCUCGAAAUCGCCAAGUGACCCCAAUCUUGUUACCUGGAACGGUCCAGAUGACCCCGAUAAUCCGCUGAAUUGGAGUCGGGCCAACAAAUGGACGGCGACUAUCCUCGUCUCGUGUUUUACCUUCAUCUCGCCAGUGUCUUCUACAAUGGUGGCACCGGCACUCUCAACGAUGGCAACCGAGUUCCAUAUCGGUUCCGGCAUUGAGCAAAACCUACUCAUGUCUAUCUUUCUCCUUGCCUAUGCUCUGGGUCCAUUUAUCAUCGCACCCUUGUCUGAGAUGUACGGGCGUGUGGUGGUAUUACAGUCAGCGAAUAUGUUCUACCUUGUGUUCAACACCGUGUGUGGUUUUGCAACUUCCCGUGAGCAAAUGCUUGCUUUUCGAUUCUUGAGUGGAUUCGGUGGCAGUGCACCGCAAGCGAUCGGCGGGGGUGUCUUGAGCGAUUGCUGGCACAAAGAGGAGCGGGGGGCAGCAACGGCACUUUACAGCGUGAUGCCAUUUUUAGGACCGGCAAUCGGCCCAAUCGCGGGUGGCUACCUCACCCAAUAUCUAUCAUGGCGAUGGAUCUUCUGGAUCGUCUCCAUGGCAGAUGCCACGAUUCAGGUCCUCGCAUUUCUUCUUCUGAGCGAGACCUAUGCGCCUCGGAUUCUGGCGAUCCGAAAAGAGAGGCUGCAGCGCAGAACUGGCAAUAGAAACCUGCAUACGGAGUAUGACAGCCCGGACCGCAGUUUUGGGCAGGUUCUGCGCAAGAAUCUGGUCAGGCCGUUUAUCAUGCUUUUUACCCAGCCGGCUAUCCAGGCUCUUGCCCUUUAUCGGGGGUAUCAGUACGGCCUGAUGUACCUUGUCCUUGCGUCUUUCCCGAUGGUUUGGGAGGAAACGUAUGAAGAGUCGAAAGGGACAGCGAGUUUGAACUAUCUGUCUCUUGGUGUGGGAUUUAUCAUUGGAUUGCAGUUUUGCGGUCGGGUGCUUGACCGGGUAUACCUCCGUCUCAAGAAGCACUACAACCACGACGGUCGCCCCGAAUUCCGCAUCCCGCUGAUGCUCCCUGGCGGACUCCUCGUCCCUAUCGGCCUGUUCAUCUACGGCUGGACUGCUGAAUCCAGGACCCAUUGGAUAGUCCCUAACAUUGGCGGAGCGAUAUUCGCCAUCGGGCUUAUCAUCUCCUUCCAAUGUGCGCAGACUUACGUGGUGGAUGCCUACUCGAGGUACGCUGCCAGUGCGACCGGUGUGGCGGCAUUUGUGCGCACGUUAGCGGGGUUUGCCUUUCCUUUGUUUGCGGACAGUCUGUAUAGAAGGCUUGGUCUUGGGUGGGGGAAUAGUUUGCUUGGGUUUGUGAGCCUGGGGUUGGGGAUCGUUUCGCCCAUCUUGCUGUGGUUUUAUGGGGAGUGGUUGAGGGAGAAGAGUCCUUACUGCGCUGGAUAAAUCGGUUAUCCUGGAAGGACACAUGCAAGACAACGUGGGUGCCUCUUGUGUUUGAGUCUGAAUAGCCCCUUGGUUUAGAACUAGCAUGUCCUACCAUAUGGGUUCUUCUUUGUCAUAUAACUGACUAGAUCUCUUUUCGAC
This is a messenger RNA of Aspergillus steynii IBT 23096, 1667 nucleotides long. Its product is annotated as MFS transporter. Gene Ontology annotation, molecular function: transmembrane transporter activity. Lineage: Eukaryota; Fungi; Ascomycota; Eurotiomycetes; Eurotiales; Aspergillaceae. The record is from RefSeq and is a predicted model, not a curated record. The coding region runs from base 33 to 1526 and encodes 497 amino acids. The transcript is spliced from 6 exons. Gene Ontology annotation, biological process: transmembrane transport.